AUGGAAUCCAUCGCAGCGUUGGGCCUGGCCUGCAACAUUUUUCAAGUCAUCAGCGUUGGCCACGAGACGAUCCGCCUGGUCAAGGAUAUCUACAAUAAAGGCUCCAUCGAAUCGCCACUAGCCGAGUAUUCAGUCUCUCUCAGGGAUAUCUCUUCCCACAUCAGCACAUUUGAGCUACCUCAAAAAGCACCGCAGUAUCAAAAACAGCUCAAGGAGAAUGCAGCAAAAUGUUACGCAGUUGCUCGGGACCUCGCUGAAGAGAUCAGCUUCCUUCUUGCCGAGAAGGCAAAAGGUGAUUUACUCAAGACUUUGAAGACGGUGGCAAAAACGACCUGGAGAAAGAGGCGCCUAGAGAGAUUCGAACGACAGUUGAAAGAUCUCGAAAAGCAGAUGCAGAGUGGUCUGCUUACCCGCCUGGUAGACAAUUCAAACGCGAUCCAACUCAGACAGGAGGCCCUGGAUGGACGCAUUCGCCAUCUACUGCAACAAUACCAAGACGGCAAGACGCAGGCAUCUGAACUUAUCCUCAAAGAUGGAGCCACCACGAGAGCGCACGUCUUGCGAGAGAGCUCAAAGCUGCAACGUCAGGUUGACAGUGCGACUCAGGCGUCAGCCGCACAAGUCAUGUCCCUGAUGUCGAACUUGGACCUCAAACGGGUGGAUUCUGCGCGAUUAGACCAGUUUGUUGAGAGCCUCGCCUUUCACGGCAUGAACGAACGCCGAAACCAAGCUACCGAUUCCCACGAGGGCACCUCCAAAUGGAUUUUCUUUCAAUGCGGCGAAACAUUCUCGGAAGAGGACGACUCAGACAUCAACGUUGAUGACGAGGAUCUGUCCCAUGACUCACAACGCUGGGAUAAUUUUGGUGACUGGCUCCGUUCCGGCGAGCAGCCUCCAAACAUCCCACCAGUCCCUCUCCGCCUCAACAACCCUCUCCAGCGCCCCAUCAUCAAACGCAAUCCCCCUCCAAAGCAACACCCCCAAGACCUGCGCCCACUUCGCCCUCCUAACAACCUCCUCAUCGUCAACAGCCUUACCGACCUCCUCCCAGAACGCGGCCCUGAGCUCCCCGGCCUCGGGGUAAUACUCAAACCUCCCCGUCCCGUCGACGUCUUCCCCGAGAACCUCUUCGAGACCGUACAUGCCGACUCCGAAGGCCGUGCCGUCAUCUGUCGGUGGUCGGACCAUGAUGUUAUCAGGCACGAGGUCCCCGUGAGUAAUGACCCAAGGCAGCCCUUCAAUAUCCCUCAUCUCUCUCAUAACCCUCCUCGCCACGCCCCGGAACUCCCUCUGGAGUCCUUUACACAUGAUCCCCAGCCUCCAACUCAGACUCCCACCGACCUUUCCCCGGACGACGUCCUCGACAUCCCGCCUCCCCCUCCACGAAUCCGCAAACAUUCGCGCGAGAUCCCUCACAACCCUCCUCCUCGCCUCCCCAGAACCCCUCCCGAAAGAACUCAACGACACACCACCAACCCUCUCCACCAAAUACCCAACCAGCACCCCCUCCGCCCCGCCACCAACCGUCUCCAGCCCCUCGAGCACCCCCAGUUCCCGAAUCCCAGGAACGACGCCCUCCCCGAGUAUCCCUCUCGCCUCCUCACACACCCUGACAUCGAUCCCGUGCCGUCUCGGCCGGAACUGGACCAACCCGCCACCACCCCCGUCACCUCCACAGACCUCGCACCCGGAAUCCCGCCGGUCCAAAGGCCCGAGGAGCAGAGUAUACGAACAGAACCCCUGGAACGGCGCCGCGACGACGUCCCGCCCCGGCACCCUCUCCCUCGCGAACUCAUGCAUGCGCGGGACGACGGAGGGGCGCAGGCCGCAUCGCGAGAGGAACGCGGAUAUCUUCUCCGACUCCCCGGGCUUCAGACCCGUCGUGGCGCUGCCGUCGUUGUCGGCGGCGCCGUGGUGGUCGCAGGAAGCAGCCAUGAUGCUCGUCGCUUCCAACGGGAUAUCGUCAGUCAGCGGAGCGUUCUCGUUCAACGGUAA
Molecule: messenger RNA, 1995 nt
Organism: Colletotrichum karsti
Lineage: Eukaryota; Fungi; Ascomycota; Sordariomycetes; Glomerellales; Glomerellaceae
Exons: 4
Coding region: 1-1995 (664 amino acids)
Source: RefSeq, a predicted model, not a curated record